AUGGCACCCAAGAACAACGCCAAAGGCGGCGACAAGAAAGGCAAGGCGAAGGAAGCAGGCGACUCGGGGAAGGGGGGAAAGGGGUUGAAGCCCGCUACUUCGAUUAAUGUCAGACAUAUUCUUUGCGAGAAAUUCUCCAAAAAGGAAGAAGCGCUCGAGAAACUGCGCAACGGGGCCAAAUUCGACGAGGUGGCCAGGGAGUUUUCCGAGGAUAAAGCCAGACAAGGCGGCUCGCUUGGCUGGAAAGUCCGUGGGAGUCUCAAUGGUGACUUUGAAAAGGCGGCGUAUGACCUUGAGCCCAGCACGACGGCGAGCCCUAAGUAUGUGGAGGUGAAGACCGGGUUUGGAUAUCAUAUCAUCAUGGUUGAGGGGAGGAAGUAG
Messenger RNA from Aspergillus clavatus NRRL 1, 381 nucleotides. RefSeq names its product peptidylprolyl isomerase. The coding region runs from base 1 to 381 and encodes 126 amino acids. The transcript has 3 exons. The record is from RefSeq and is a predicted model, not a curated record. Gene Ontology annotation, molecular function: peptidyl-prolyl cis-trans isomerase activity; DNA binding. Lineage: Eukaryota; Fungi; Ascomycota; Eurotiomycetes; Eurotiales; Aspergillaceae. Gene Ontology annotation, biological process: rRNA processing.